Molecule: messenger RNA, 930 nt
Organism: Hermetia illucens (black soldier fly)
Lineage: Eukaryota; Metazoa; Arthropoda; Insecta; Diptera; Stratiomyidae
Gene: Rheb
Product: GTP-binding protein Rheb homolog
Exons: 5
Coding region: 169-717 (182 amino acids)
Biological process (GO): small GTPase-mediated signal transduction
Cellular component (GO): plasma membrane
Molecular function (GO): GTPase activity; GTP binding; GDP binding
Source: RefSeq, a predicted model, not a curated record
UAUUAUUGGACUUUCCGUAAUGGCGUCGUGCAACUCGAGCUGAAUUAGACUUUAUUUGAACUGCCAGCGGGAAUUCAAGCGAACAAUAAGUUACUCGUUUAGUUAUUACUAGUAUCAAGUAAUAGUGCACAGUAUUUUAAAGUUAAUUGAUAAUAAAACGAUAUCAAAAUGCCUGUGAAAGAGCGAAGAAUAGCUGUAAUGGGAUAUCGAUCCGUGGGUAAAUCAUCACUCAGCAUACAAUUCGUCGAGGGACAGUUUGUGGACUCGUACGACCCAACAAUCGAGAACACGUUUUCCAAAGUGACAAGAGUUAAUUCGCAAGACUAUGAAGUUAAACUAGUGGAUACCGCGGGUCAAGAUGAAUAUAGCAUAUUUCCAGCAGAAUAUAGCAUGGAUUUCCAUGGUUAUGUGCUAGUAUAUUCGAUUACAAGUCAAAAGUCGUUUGAAGUUGUGAAAAUUAUUUACGAUAAAUUAUUAGAUGUCAUCGGAAAUGCCCACGUACCUAUAGUGUUGGUUGGCAACAAAACCGAUUUACACCAAGAGAGGGCAGUGUCCACAGAGGAAGGGCGUAAACUAGCUGAAUCAUGGAAAGCGUCAUUUUUAGAAGCAUCCGCCAAACAGAACGAGUCCGUUGCAGACAUAUUUCACCAACUUCUACUUCAAAUCGAACGCAAUAAUGGUAAUGCGCAAGAAAAGAGCAGCUGUACAAUAUCAUAAAAAUAUCCAGGAAAGACAGACUCGUGAUGUUGGACGUGGUUAGAUUUGAAACGAUGCAAGUGUUUUUGAUUAUUCCUCUCGUUUUUAAGUGCAUAUUUAAAGCAACAAAUGUUUUCUAUGAAUAAGUUAAUGUCUUAGUGAUGGAUACCUUUUUUGUUAAUGAAGAAGAUUGAAUUGGAUUUUUGGAUGAGAAAUAAACUAGUGAACACCCUA